Molecule: messenger RNA, 1041 nt
Organism: Arabidopsis thaliana (thale cress)
Lineage: Eukaryota; Viridiplantae; Streptophyta; Magnoliopsida; Brassicales; Brassicaceae
Product: retrotransposon ORF-1 protein
Exons: 2
Coding region: 1-1041 (346 amino acids)
Source: RefSeq, marked reviewed
AUGAUUAAUUUCUUUGAUUUGUUUUUAAGUGAUUUCUUGACUUCACUUCGUCUCUUUUGCAAGGUAUGGGACGAACAAACGACUCUGCAGGCACUGCUCGAGCACGUACGAGCAAUUCCGGGGCACUGCCAAAAGAAGAUCCUAACAAAACUUCUUGUUACCGACAUAUGGGAUAAGGAGGACACAAAGCUAUUGGCAGCUUUGAAACAUAUUGAUGUGAGGCCAACGCGAGUUGCUUGCAGACCUUCUCUACAGGUACUUGGCCUGUACAAUGAUGUCGUGACGGUGUUUCAAACACACGGUAUGGGAUGGUAUCGGGAAAUAGAUGAGGAUGUAUAUCCUAAACUUGUGAAGGAGUUCAUUGCCACAUGUCGCCUCACGUACGCAAAUCCAGAGAACCCAAAAGCGAGUCAAGGAACACUCACAUUCUUUCUCAACAAAAAACAUUACAACAAGACAAUGUUUGAGAUCUACGACAUGUAUGGAUUUACGAAAGGAGAAGCGGUUGAGUUUUCAAAGUUGUCUCCUACGCAUAUUACUUCACUUCUCUCCACGACAAACCCAGUGUUCGAACAUAACGAGCAGUACCUUGUUCCUGACCCUUCUAAGACCGUUCCUCGACGACGCCGGACUGCAGAGGCUCAGCCUACAGAUGAGCAUGUUAUCAGUAACGAUGAGAUUUAUGAGGAUUAUGCUUAUCCCACAUCUCUCGCGCACGCUCAGCCAUAUUUGUUGCUCCCUGAGGAUCCAACACCGUACCGCGUUUCACCACCACCAGCAGGUGACGAUAUCUCACAGCAGAUGGCAUGGAUGAUAGCAUUGACAAGGAAGAACAACAGUAUGAUGCACAAGAUGUGGAGAGCCAUUUCUAGGAUCAGGCCUUGUGUAUGUACUCGCAGAGGAGGAGUGGAUGAUGCAAACCGUGAGAACCAGUCUAAGACUAUUGAGGAUCGACAUGCAGAGAGGUUGGUCCCUGCUGCUGGACCUAGUGGAGCUUCUACCUCGCAGCCACCACCAGAGCACUCCCAGGCCGUCGCUUAG